This is a messenger RNA of Symsagittifera roscoffensis, 2173 nucleotides long. Its product is annotated as transmembrane protein 209-like. Gene Ontology annotation, cellular component: membrane. The record is from RefSeq and is a predicted model, not a curated record. The transcript has 4 exons. Bases 24 to 1958 code for a protein of 644 amino acids. Lineage: Eukaryota; Metazoa; Xenacoelomorpha; Acoela; Convolutidae.
UGAGGGUGGUGUGUCUUUCAGAUAUGAAUAACAGUAUGUAUUAUCAUUCUGCUAGCUCCGGUGGAGACCGACUGAGCAAUACAUCGAUUGGUUCCCACAGGAGCGAGAAUUCGUUUUUGGUGAGAGAGCAACAGCUGAAAUGGCGUCGAAGUGCUGCAAUGAACUUGAAGUCCUUCUACAUCCAGUCCACCCUCGCCGCUCUCUCGUUCCUGGAAUUCUAUCUGUGCCCUUCUCAAUUGUUCCUUCAUUGGAGAGAGGCGAGAAGUUUAUUUGUGUGGUGCAUAGGUCUUCUUUUCUCUGCUAGUUCACUCAUGUGUCUGCUAUGUUAUCUUAUUUUUCGAAACAAACCUUUGUUUGCUGCGAAACAAGACAAACCAACAAGUGGCUCAUUUUUCAGCGCUAGAAGUCCAGUGGAAAAGUUGAAUCUGAGUCUGACGUGUUCAGAGCGAAAGAAUGAUCCGCUCAGUACAAGUUUUAGCUGUGUGCGUUUGACCACUUCUCAGAAUAGUUCUCAACUGUCCUUUCUGAAUAACAGUCAGAAUUCAGCCUCGCCUUUGAAUAAUAUGUCGACAUCUUCCCUGUCGAACACCUCCCCAAGUGGAAGAAUGAACCAAUCUUAUGCAAAUGCUGGAUCAGUCCCUAACCAAUCAGUUUCGAGGUCGCCACUCUCGCCGAACGAGUCUUUGAACAUGACCAACAGUAGUUUCAGGGCUCAAAGUCGCAACACCUCAUCGUCGACCAGACAGCGCAACUCGCUCAUUGCUGCCGCUGAACAGUCGUUCCACUUGUGCCCGAUGCGUUGUCUCUCUUCGCCCCUCAGUAGUCCCCAAAGGUGGACAGACACCUCGCUCACUUCAGCUGCAGCUGAGGACAAAAUAAGCGACGUGAAGGAUUUAGAGAAGUACCUGAACAGUUUCUACCAGCAGGAGGCCCACACAAUCGCUGCCCUAGAAGGAGCCACACUCAUGCAUGAGUCAUCUCCAUCGGCCAGACAAUUGAGACAGUUGCCCAAUGACAAUUACCAACUAAGUCAGCCGGUCGAAGGGGGCGAGGGGGGCAAGAGUGGCCAUUCGCCACUGAACAAGUCCUCUCUGGCCUCUAUGAUGAGUAGUUCGGAAGUGGUGCAGUUUGGAGGUGUGCACGGACUGGACAUAGGAGACAAAGUGCAGCACUGGGUGGAAAACCUGAGAAAGUGGAUUGCUGCGUCUGUCCUGAAGCCACUCGUCAAGUUAAGUAGUUCUAGUUGUUGUUGUUGCUAUGAAAAGAGUUUCCUCAAACGGCAUAAGUUCUCACUUUUCAGAACUACAUUUGUUCAUAAGAAUGGAAAACGUGCAAUUGAGGAUGCGAACAAGCUUCUUGAGCAGAAUGGAGUGACCGAGGUAAGACUGGGCAGAUCCAAUGUCAGCUCCUUUGCUCUCAUCCGCCAGCAGUGCAAUGUGAAUUUGACUCUGCUCGAAAAGGUCAUUCCCUACCUACACAUGACCUCAAACCAGGAGUACCUUUUCCAACGCCUACAAACCCUCGCACGUGAUUCUUGCGUCGCCAAUUUUAACCAUAACGGAGGAGCCAGCUUCAACGGACAGAAAUGGAACGAGAGUUGGCCAACUGAUGCUGAUAUUGUUCUGCAUGUUUUCUUCACCUAUUUGGACCAACAUGCAACUUCACAUGCUUCUUACGUCACUGAGAAUCGACUGAAGUCGCUCUUUUUUGUGCCAGCAAGUAGCCUUCAGAAGAUGUUGAAAGAUAACAGGAAGAUAAUGCUGGCUCAAAUAUCAAACAAACCACCCACUUUUGGGGUUGUGUUCAAAGACAAGCUUCUCCAAAUACCGGAUGGAAACUACAAUGUUUUCCACUCUUUGCUCCUCUUCGUCUUUCUGCACGAUCGUCAUAAUUAUGGAAAACUGGAUACGAUCUCGUUGGGCGCUGCUGGCAUCAAUAUAUCUUGGAUAUUUUCAUGAUCCAUUUCCGGCAGAUGAUAUGUUUGACUGGCUUGUGUCAUGUGCACGAUCUUUGUUUUUGUUAAGCUUUUCGUCUUGAAUGGAUUGCAGUUUGUCCUAAAAUGAUUGAGUAAUACUUAAAUGUUUAAGUUGUGUCGGAGUUUUCGUUUCUGUUUUAAUUUUAAUUUUUUGAUCCAAUAGUUUCACUUUUCAAGUUCAUAUCUAUUUGGCAGCAA